Cuscuta campestris is the source of this 1130-nucleotide messenger RNA. The record is from the annotation of a GenBank genome assembly. Lineage: Eukaryota; Viridiplantae; Streptophyta; Magnoliopsida; Solanales; Convolvulaceae.
UUCUCACAUUAUGGAAGGAACAUCUUGACCUUUUCCUUACACCAUAAAAUUCGUUGGUCUACUUGGUAGUCAUUCUCUUGGUAGAAAUCCAAAGUUCAUGGCUACGGCGGUGGAUUUAGGAAGGGAAUUGGUAAGGCGAAAAAUUAGACUUACCUAUGGGGGAGGCAACGUUGGCCUUCAAGGAGCUGUUGCUUCAACAGUCUAUACCAAUGGUGGUAUAGUUAGAGGCUUCAUACCAGGGUACAUAGCAGCACGACAGGUCUACGGACCUACGUAUGGUGCAGAAUACACAGUUUCAAGCCAUUACUAUAAGCAUUUCGAGAUGAAUCAUGUAGUGGAGGCCUUCAUCGUACUUCCUGGAGGGAUUGAUACUAUGGAAGGUUUGUUCACUUUGAUCUCAUGGGCAUCUGAAGGGUUGCACAGUAAACCCAUUGGUCUCUUGAAUAUUGACGGUUAUUUUAAUAACCUAAUCAAAUUUCUAGAUGACGCAGUGAGACAGAACAUCAUGGCUUCUAGUCAGAGAAAACUUUUCAUCUCUUCUUUCUUUAUUGAUGAGCUUUUAGACAAGCUAGCGUUUGCUAAAGCUUUUCCAGGUCCUGGGGCUAGUUAUGAUGAAUUUGUAAAUCCUGGGGCAUUGGACUUAGACUUGCAUUUGUAAUAUUACUUUAUAAUAACACUAUCUGAUAAACAUCUUUUAAAUAUAAAUCUAGGAAUAUAAUAUUUGUUUACAUUAGCAUGAGAUGUGUAAACAUAUUAUAUCUGCCUAUACAUGAUAGAAUAAUGAUAAACAGUUGGCCAUCAGGGCACAACUCCAACAAUCUCCCACUUGCACUAUGGCCAAUCUGGCAUCGGUCGAAUGCCCAUGGACCUAGUGUGACCCUCACUUGCACUAUGGCCAAUCUGGCAUUGGUCGAAUUCAUAGUCACGUGUAUACCACAGGUUAAUGAAGUGACGUGAUCCUGGAGGCAGACGGAGGCGAGAUUGUCAGAAUGGAUGUGAUGGUUUUGAAUUAAAGAACAUAAAUAAAUUAUGUUUGUGAUUAUGAUUGUUAAGCUUCCGCAAUAUUGAAAACUCCGUACUGUUUAUAUUAUGAAAAAUAUUAUUGUGAUAAAUAAAAGUGUUUGAAAUGU